Guillardia theta CCMP2712 is the source of this 441-nucleotide messenger RNA. RefSeq lists its product as hypothetical. Gene Ontology annotation, biological process: positive regulation of transcription by RNA polymerase II. The record is from RefSeq and is a predicted model, not a curated record. Gene Ontology annotation, molecular function: protein binding; transcription cis-regulatory region binding. NCBI's taxonomy places the organism in Eukaryota, Cryptophyceae, Pyrenomonadales, Geminigeraceae. The annotation marks the transcript as partial. Gene Ontology annotation, cellular component: nucleus. The transcript has a single exon.
CCACUGCACUUCGCUGCUGCGUACGAAGAUCCUAUCCUCUGUGAAAUGUUGCUUAGUGCGGGUGCCAAUCAGGACGGGAGGGAUUGGUAUGGAAACACUCCGCUCAUGCAUGCUGCCUUGCAUGGUAGGCUUGUCAACAUGUUUCGACUGAUUGCUAGUGGAUCGCUUGUGAAUGCCAAGAAUAAGUAUGGAAACACCGCUCUUCACCUUGCCGCCAUGAAUGACAAGUAUAAAUCGAUUCAGAUCUUGCUGGAGAAAGGUGCAUGGAUCAACCCCAGGAACGCCAAGAACGAAACCCCCCUGCACUAUGCUGCCAUGUCAGGGAGCGACCUCAGUUGCAGGAUGCUGCUCCGACAUGGCGCGAACGUGUACGCUCGCAAUGCGCGUGGUGAAUCUGCCAUCGCCAUGGCUGUGAGGGAAAACAAUUUCGAAGUGGUUGAA